CAUCCAAUCCCCAUCCCUUCGCUCAACACAAGCAAAGAGAGCGCGCGCUGUAGGAGCAAAGGAGCAGCCAUGGCCACCCAAGCCGUAGUCCAGAGGGCAUGCGCGAAGCUCAGAUCCGCCACAGGAGAUGGAGCCGUGGUGCAUUUGAACUUCACCGGUGACAUGCGGGAAUUGUUGGAGGCGCUGGAGGCCAUCCAGCCGGUGCUGAACAAAGCCGAGAUGCACCUGUUCAUGUAUAGAGAGGCCAUCCAGCCGGUGCUGAACAAAGCCGAGAUGCACCUGUUCAUGUAUAGAGAGGCCAUCCAGCCGGUGCUGAACAAAGCCGAGAUGCACCUGUUCAUGUAUAGAGAUGUUUCGUUUUUGCUGCAGCGCGUCUUGAGCGCCGCCUACAAGGCCAUAGACACUGUCGACGAGAUGCAGGACGCGAGACCACAGGCUGCUGCAACGAUGACGAGAAGAAUGCUGCCCCGCCUUGCCAUCAUGAAGAAUGCCAUGGCCAUCCAGGUGCAGGAGACGAAACAACUAGUGAUGGAUGUAAUGGAGUACCCGCUUCAUUUACCAGGUUCUGUGGCACACACAAGCACCAGAGUCCAGAAAAUUUCCGAGCAACGAAAAACUGGACCAGUUUUUGAGGAAGCAAUGGUUUUAGGAAGAGGAUCAGAUAAAGACAGGAUAAUAGCCACCCUGCUAUGUACUGAGCCCAACAUCAUCACGCAAGAGCACAUCACCAUUAUUCUUCCCAUCUUUGGGCUUGCAGGCAGCGGCAAGACAACCUUGGCACAAAUGGUAUUUAACGAUAUCCACUCCCUCCAAGGCUACGACUUUCGGGUAUGGGUUUAUGUGUCUCCCCAGUUCGACUUCCAUACAAUAGGCAACUCCAUUGUUUGUAACGUGUCAGGAAGGGGACAAGAAGAGAUCAACAACCAUUCUUCUCCAGACGUGGAGGGGAUGGAGAGUAUAAUGAAGCGCCUUCACAAGCUACUUGAUGGUAAGAAGGUGCUCCUUGUUUUGGAUGACUUGUGGGAGGAGGAUCCCAUUCAGUUGCAGCUAUUGAAGUCCAUGUUAACUUUCUUGGGAGACAAGAUGGACGUGAUAGUAACCACAUGCAACCAAGCCAUCCCCAGGAAGAUUUGUACAGUUGAGCCGUACAGGCUAAAUCGGUUGAGUGAUGACACGUGUUGGGAAAUAAUCAAGAAAUUGAUCAGUUUCGAAGGAGGAGAAGAAGAGUUGGAGAAGAUUGGACGGAAGAUCGCAAGCAAGUGCUGGGGUGUGCCAUCAAUAGCUCAUGAAUACGCAUGCAUGCUAGGUUCUUCCCGAGAUGCUAUGGCAUGGAAAGAAACCAUGGAAUGGGAUAUCUGGUCUCCUUAUAUUUCGAAUCAUGAGUCAACACUUAUGUUAGCCCGUUCAACUUUAGAGCUAAGCUACAGGAGUAUGCCACCAGAAUUGAGGCUAUGCUUUGCUUAUUAUUGUGAAAUCUUCCCAAACGGGCACCAUAUAGUCAAAUAUGACCUGGUUCAUCACUGGAUUGCUCUCCAACUCAUUGAGCCAUCUGAAAUAUUGUCUGCCACACAGAUAGCUGAGGAGCAUAUUUCCAGGCUUCAGGACUUGUCAUUCCUUCAUACUGCAGAGCUGGACCACGCCAGUGGAAUAAAGGAUAAGGGUUCAAUCUUGUUCACUAUGCACAAUCUGGUGCGAAACUUCCGGGCAACGUCCACAGAUAGUUUAACAUACUGUCUAGCCACCAAUUGUCAUGGGAAACCUGGUAGAAGGUAUGGUAACCAUCUAAGGGCGAUGCGCUUUGUGGGUUGCAGGAAAGUGGAGUUUACGGGCGACUUAUUUUCACGUAAUAAGUGGCUCCGUGUCCUGGAACUAACGGAGAGCUCCGUCCUGAAGCUACCGGACACCAUCUGGCAACUGAAGCACCUGGGGUAUCUUAAGAUAUCAGGAUUCUCUGGACUCGUAACUCUGCCAGAGUCCCUUGGGCAUCUGAAAAAUCUGUUCCAUAUUGACUUAUCAGGCUGCUCUGGGCUUGCAACACUUCCUGAAUCAUUUGGCGAUCUCAUAAACUUGACCCAUGUCAAUCUAUCACGAUGCCAUGGACUGGCAGAGCUUCCAGAACAGCUCCAGAAGCUCGGCAAACUGGUACACCUGGAUUUAUCAUUCUGGUCUUGUUUUGAAGGGAUUGGGAAUCGCCUUGGUGGCCUCACCACUCUGGAGCAUUUGAACUUAUCAAACCCUUGCUGUCAUCUUGCUCAACAACGGUCUCAUCUGCAAGGGCUAAAAGAUGGUUUGUGCAAGCUCACCAAACUCCGGUAUCUGAACUUGUCAGCGUGCCUGAAUCCUAUCUUUUACUACCAUGGAGAGUCACAAGAGGACAGUCUCAAAUGCCUUGGAGAGUGUGUCAGCGGUCUUUCCAGCCUAGAACAUUUGGACCUGUCUCAUCACAUAUUUCUCUUUGGCCUGCCUGCUAGUCUAGGUGACCUCAACCAGCUGCACACACUUGAUCUCUCAGGCUGCAUCAGACUCAAGAAGGUUGGUGAAAUGAAGUCUCUCAAGUUUAUAUAUCUGUGGAAGUGCCGGGGCCUAGAGAGUUGCCAGUUUAUGGUUCGCAUCAUCGAUGAUGAUGAUGUGUAUAGCAGCAGCAACAUUGUUCAGCUGGAGGAGGUAAAUUGCCAAGAGCUCCAGAUAAGCUGCCUAGAAAAGGUCAAGUCUAAAGAGGAAGCACAGAGAAUCAAAUUGGUGGAGAAACUAAAGCUUCAGAAGUUGAAGCUUUCUUGGACAUUGGACUCUCUCAGAUCAGUGGAGGACAGUGCUUUGUUGGUGGAAUUAGUGCCACCGCCUAAUCUGCAGUGCCUUGAGGUUAAUGGCUACACCGGCACAUGCCUCCCGGAGUACUUGGGUGAACUCACCUCUCUCCAGGAACUCAAGAUCGUCCGCUGCAAGCAGCUCAACUCGUUACCGGAUACAAUGCAGAAACUCACCAGCCUCAAGGAUCUGUGUAUUUUUGACUGUCCAGAAUUGGAGAAGUGGUGUCAGGUUGAGGAGAACAAGAAAAUGCUGGCGCACAUCCCCAAUAAAAAUUAUGAGGAACCUGCUAGUACUAGCAGGCAGGAGAUUGAGGAGGACGACAAAUCGGGCAACGAGGCGGAGAUUGAGGAGGACAAGAAAAUGCUGGCGCACAUCCCCAACAAAAAUUAUGAGGAACCUGCUAGUACUAGCAGGCAGGGGAUUGAGGAGGAUUACAAAUCGGGCGACAAGGUGGAGGCGGCGUAGGAAGAUGCCACGGUGCCGAGGAAUUGUGUGUGCGAUGAAGCACAAAUUUCGGUGCAAAGUGGAAUGCCAUUUGAUUACCAGCUAUUCUUGCAACAUAUGUUGGCCUGCAGACUCUUUCAGGCAGCAAAAGAUGAUGAUUUGAUUUCAGACAACUUACUUUCGCAUUCCUGUACAAUUUGAUCUUUUAAUCUGAGCUCUUGAGCGUACAUUAUAUGCUGUGUAAUACCCCCACGAAUCCUUAAAUAUUACCACAUUUUUCGCCCAUUGCAACUUCAUACGACUGGGCAUGUACUGUUAAAUUCGGUUUUGUAAUAAUAUUUCAG
This is a messenger RNA of Triticum dicoccoides, 3596 nucleotides long. RefSeq names its product disease resistance protein RGA2-like. The coding region runs from base 70 to 3273 and encodes 1067 amino acids. The record is from RefSeq and is a predicted model, not a curated record. Lineage: Eukaryota; Viridiplantae; Streptophyta; Magnoliopsida; Poales; Poaceae. The transcript has 5 exons. Gene Ontology annotation, molecular function: ADP binding.